AUGCCGCCAUUUUGCAAAAUAGCUGUCAUACAGCUCUAUAUUAGACCCCUCAAGCCCGAGGACAACUUCGCUCGUGCCGUGAAAUUCAUUCGCGAUGCCGCAGCACAAGGAUGUCAACUAGCCGUCCUGCCCGAAUUCCACUUAACAAACUGGAUCCCGACAGACCCCCGCUUUGCCGCCAUUUGUGAAGAUUGGGAGACCUAUCUACACCGAUACCAAUCGCUCGCGAAAGAAUGUAAUAUCUGCAUCGUCCCCGGGUCAAUUGUCCGACCCAUAUCUACAUCUGCAGCAUCCAUAAACAAACCCGACCAGAAUCCCGCAAAACCAGUACUUGAAAACGCCACCUUCUUCAUCUCAAACACCGGCGAGAUCCUGGGGACCUAUAUCAAAAAGAAUCUCUGGCGCGGAACAGAAAGAACCUACCUCCGCUCCUCCUCAGCUCCGCACGAGGUCAUCCAAACCCCCCUAGGACCGGUCGGGCUCCUCAUCUGCUGGGACCUCGCCUUCCCCGAAGCAUGGCGCGAACUGACGUCCGCCGGCGCGAAAAUCAUCAUCGUGCCUACGAUGUGGCUGCGCAAUGGCGCCUCCGAGGCAGGCCAAGCCCAGAAUUUAGCUGCCUCGUCUCUGUUUGUGGAUAGUAUACUGACGGCGCGUACGUUCGAGAAUACCUGUGCCGUCGUGUUUGCCAAUGCGGGCGGACCGCCUGGGAAGGCUUAUUGUGGUCUUUCGCAGAUUAAUAUUCCGUAUGCGGGGCCGUUGGUGAGGCUGGGUACUUCCACGGAAGGGAUGGGAGUUGCGACGCUUGAUAUGGCGGUUAUGGAUGAUGCGGAGGAGAAUUAUGGGGUUAGAGCUGAUAUGGCGGAUCCUGAUUGGUGUUAUAAGCAUACGCUUAGAGAUACUGGUGAGGUUGCGAAGGGGAAGUUGUAG
This is a messenger RNA of Penicillium longicatenatum, 927 nucleotides long. RefSeq names its product carbon-nitrogen hydrolase family protein. Gene Ontology annotation, molecular function: hydrolase activity, acting on carbon-nitrogen (but not peptide) bonds, in linear amides. The record is from RefSeq and is a predicted model, not a curated record. Bases 1 to 927 code for a protein of 308 amino acids. Lineage: Eukaryota; Fungi; Ascomycota; Eurotiomycetes; Eurotiales; Aspergillaceae. The transcript has 2 exons.